CCUAACAUGUAAGAAAAGAAACAGAAAAGAUAGAAGAGGACAACGGUUUAUUCCUGUCAUGUUUUCGCAGAAAAAACUAAACUCAAACGAAAGUUUUUAGAAGAUGAGAUGUUGUUACGUCCAGACGCAAUAUGCGUCAUUUCCGGUUCUUCUUGUUCCGGUAUCGAUGAAAACAACAACAUGUUUCCCAGUUCGGAAGAGAUAGCGACCACGUUUGUUUGCGCUUUAGUUUCUUCGUCACUCCAAAAGUGUGGUGCUGUGCCGCGACUCGCCAUGUUGCUCCCAACUUGGUGUUUACUUCCGGUGUUCUGGUGCAUACAAGACGUCUCGCUACUCAAAAGACCAAGAUUUCUUGCGAACAGAGCAUGUGCAGAACAAACGCUUUGAUGGGGAUAUCCCGAUAUGCGUUUACACGACCAAACAUUCGGGUUAGAAAAGGGUUACCCCAGGUGUAGUAACCGGGUUUUUAAAAACCCGGUUAUGAGCAUACCCGGGGUUUUGGCGGUGUUUACAUGGACCUGCGGAACCGGGUUAUUGUGAAUAUUCGGGUUUUAAAAGGGUUACUGGCUGCAUGUAAACGCACUGAUUGUGAUGAGGGUCAAAUUAGUUUGUCUCAUGCUCCAUGCGUGACAGUUGUCAGCCGUGUCCAAGAGAGCAGAGCACAUCUCAACUAGCAGAGGCUAACUGUUAGCAUUAGCAACUCCUCAACAUGGCAGAACUCUUUCAGGCUUGAUUUUUGUGGAAAUAAAACAAACAAAUCCUGCCGUCUGAAACUCGACUCUGGCUCACUUCUACUUCCUGAAACAGGCGUGCUAGUGAGACUGACCCUCAAAGCAUUCAUUUAUAACAGGCAUUUCAUACACAGAGGCAAUCCAGCGUGCUUUUCAUUAUCAAGAAUAACAUGAACAUUAAAAUCAACAUGACAGCACAAUUAAAAUACACGCAGUUAGAUUUCAGGUUUAAGAAUCAAAAAAGGGCAAAGAUAAAAGGCGAGCAGUUACAGCGCAGAAGGUGCGGUAUAAAAGAUUUAUUGUUCAAAGGCUGAUGAAUACAUGAAGGUUUUGAAUUUUCAUUUAAGAGUUACUGGAGUUGAGGCAGAUUUGAGUUCGUAAGGAAGCUGAUUCCAUCUGUGAGCAGCGUAGUAGCUAAAAGCAGCUUCACCCUGUUUGGUUCGGACCCGGGGUUCUACCAGCUGACUGUGGAAACAGAGGCCAAAGCAGACUUAUUUAUAAAAAUAAAAGUCAAUGUGACCUUUAACAGAGUAGAGAGAGAUUCUUUAUCCAUCAUUAAAGUUUGUGCUUGUUGCAACAAGAGAGAGGAUGCACAUUGUGCGAGCAUGACUCUAAACAUACAGACAUGUCCCUCCAUCGCGUAGAUUCCUCCUUCCCCUCCAAGGAAGGGUACAAGAUGAGGGCAACCCUAUAGAGCUCCGGACCCCACGUGACUCUCAGUUAGUGGACGCCAUUUUGGCAUGCAACAAAGGUAAACAAACACGGAUGUAACCAUGAACAUGAACGGGAUCCGCUUGGAUUUUACUUCGUCGGAGUUUACUUCACACUUUAAAACAGAAGAAAUCGUUUUAUAUAGUCAGAAAUUAAAUAGACUAAACAUCUCCGACCCUUACCGUGCCCCUGGGAUACUUUUUAAAAACGCCAGAAGCUGUCGGAGCGGACUUCUUACCGGCACAACACCAGACCUGGCCGGGGAAACCCCUUGGGAUUUACCCGGCCGGAGGAGCUGGGGAGAAGGUCUGGGACUCUCGACGAGAGCCCGCUCCGACAGCUUCUGGCGUCGGAGCGGGCUUCUUACCGGCACAACACCAGACCUGACUGGGGAACCCCUUGGGAUUUACCCGGAGGAGCUGGCUCCGGCGGCUGGGGAGAGGGAAGUCACGCUACUGCCCCCGCAACCGGACUCCGGAUACGCGGAUGAAAAUGGAUGGAUGGACGGACAAAUAACAGAUUUACACGAGCGUGUGCGUAAUCACAAAUACAGAAGUGUUGGGGAUUUAGAAAAGGAUGUCUACCUUCUCUGUCACAAUGCACAGACGUAUAACCUGGAAGGAUCCCAGAUCUACGAGGACUCAAUCGUCAUCAAAUCUGUUUUUGAGAGCGCAAGACUGAGAAUUGUCACAGACGAGGAACAGAAAGAGACCGUUAGUGCCAGUCACAGCGAUAACGGAGGUGGCGCUGAAGAACGAUGUGUUCCAUCAGCGGAGAAUCCAUUACCAGUUCAGAUAAAGAAGGAGGCUAAGGAGGAGAGGAGCAGAAACAUCACGACCAAGAGGCUUCACAGUGAUUUAGACAACGACGAGGAUCCACAGGAUAGCACCACAAAAGAUGAGGGCUGAACUGAAAGGCCCACCCUCUUUUAUAUCCUGUUCAUGUUUAUUCUCUGCCACAUCUGAUUUUUCUUUCAUAGUUUUUUAAAUCAGAGGGGAAAGAAACGAAGGUUCGCACAAAGACUGUGUCAUGUUCUGCGGGUGGAGGUGGCAGACCAUGUGUGGUGGUGGGUUCCGGAGGCAGAUGAGCAGGCAGACGGAUGUAAAAAAUAAAAAGCUGUCUAUUGUAGGACAGGAGCAACAGGACGAACGAACAUGGACAGCGACAAUGAACCGACAAAGACAACAACCAGGAGGGAGGUAUAAAUACACAAGGGAAUCAGGAACACAUGGGCAGAGUAAUCAGGGACAGGUGAGAACAAUUAGGCUAAUCAGGGCAGGAGAGACACAUUCAGGGAGGCUGGGGCGGAUCAUGACAGACUGGCACGUUCCAUUCAUGCAGACAACUCACACUUUUCAAACACGUCGUGGCACAAAGUGCUAUUUUUACUUUCUUGUACCUGUUCUUUUCCAGUAAUUAUUAUUUAUGUUUUAUCUGCUUCAGUCCCUCUGAUUGCCGCUGCAGAUAUGAUGUAAAAAAUACUUUCACUGGCUGUUUUCAACCCGUAUUUUUGAUUGUAUGAGCUGCCUUCAUGUGUCUUUGGAGCAUGAUAUCUGCCCAGCUCCUCCAGAGGAGCACCCACUGUCAACACGGUUCGGUUCAGGUGUUCAGGGCGACACCACCGAAGCACACAGACAAGUCUUUUUAAUAAAGAUGAAGAACAAUUACUCUACAUGUGAUUUAAGAAAAAAUAAAACACCUUUAAUAUUAACAAUUUUUUUUAAAAAAAGACUAAAGUUGAGUGGAACUAAGUCACCUUAACUGCAAGUAUGCAUUUUGUCAGUUUCUGAUAUUUGAUGGAGUCAGUUUUGGUCUAACCAAGGGUAAACAUAUUGGACAUUUAUAUCUCUUGUGCUACCGUAUAUUCACAUAUUGUACAGUUUGUGUCUGAAGUCAUUUCUUUUCAUGUGCUCUCCUGGUUGUUGGAGAGGAUGGAAUUCGUCAUUGUUAAGACAAUCCCUGAAAAUAUGUAUCACUUGCAAAAUAAAACUUUGCCAAAAAAUAAAGCCCACUUGUUUGUAAAUGCUACGUCCUGGAGAGUGAAAUUGUAUUGUUGGUUUUUAAUAUAUUUAAUUUGGUAUCAAAGCAGGAAAUCCGUUUAAAAUAUGUACUUUACACGUGUGUCCAGUAGGUGGCGGAAGAGAGCUGUGUGCUGGCGUCUUCAG
Molecule: messenger RNA, 3607 nt
Organism: Nothobranchius furzeri (turquoise killifish)
Lineage: Eukaryota; Metazoa; Chordata; Actinopteri; Cyprinodontiformes; Nothobranchiidae
Biological process (GO): chromatin remodeling; transcription elongation by RNA polymerase II
Cellular component (GO): RSC-type complex
Molecular function (GO): chromatin binding; protein binding
Source: RefSeq, a predicted model, not a curated record